Messenger RNA from Saprolegnia diclina VS20, 1450 nucleotides. RefSeq lists its product as hypothetical. The transcript is spliced from 10 exons. Bases 39 to 1286 code for a protein of 415 amino acids. Gene Ontology annotation, molecular function: 2-oxoglutarate-dependent dioxygenase activity. NCBI's taxonomy places the organism in Eukaryota, Oomycota, Saprolegniomycetes, Saprolegniales, Saprolegniaceae. The record is from RefSeq and is a predicted model, not a curated record.
GAUACAUCCGCAGCCGCAUCCGGAUAACGCGACGGACGAUGUUUGCCGACCGCCGCCCUUGCCUGCUGCCAAUGGCAUGGCAUGCCCAUGCUGCGCAGGGCGACGACGAUGCGACGACGGCGCUGCUCGCUAGCGCUGGCUUCGUAGCGCACCACGAGACAGUCGUGGACGUGGCGUGUGCGCCCGUGGCCGAGGAUGCGUACUCGGGAGAUGUGCGCUUGCGUCAAAGCGUCGAGCUCAAGUUCGGCGACUUUGUAGCGUACUACGAGGCCAAGCGGCGAGGCCAAGCGCACUGGCUCAUGGACACGGAAGACGAGCUUCAGUUCUACCUUGCGCAGUGCCCACUGCACUCGACCGCCCCGGCGACGCCAGCGGUAUUACCGCACUUGGUCUCGACCUUUCCGCCACCAAAGGCGAUCGCGGGCAUGGCGCUGACCCAAGUGAAUUUGUGGAUGACGCUGCAAGCGAGCCGCACGACACUGCACUAUGACGCGUACGACAACGUACUCACGGUGGUCCGUGGCGCCAAGCACGUCAAGCUCUUUGCGCCGACGACAAACGUCGAUGCGCACCCCGUCACCUCAAAGUCCGCCAAUCACGCGCAAUUGACGCUCUACGAACUUGACGCGCGCGCACCUGACGCGACCUUCACCGUGACCCCGACAAACGCCCUCUUCAUUCCCGAAGGGUGGUGGCACCAGGUCUCGUCCGACCCGUUCACGAUUGCAGUCAACUACUGGUUCGACGGGCUUCGCCCAGCACUGGUCCAGCACCCGCAUAUGCAGCCCUACUACGCACGAGUGCUUAUGGAAGACAUGUUGACGCACGCCCGAAAGCAUGCGCUGCAGGUGUACCUCGUUCAUCAGCGAGCUACACUUGGCAUGUCGCUACCAUUUCCAGACACCUCUCCGACGGGCAUGGCGGCACACGUGGCAGCACAUGCGACCACGACACCGGCGCUGCUGAGUCUUGUGCCGCCCUCCGAGAUCCACUGCGUAUGUGUUGCACUGAGUACCAGCUUUGCGCAAGCGUGGAAGCUGCUGCUGCAGAAGGACGCGCGAAUUGAAGUGCUCGAGCUGCUCACGGAAGCGUGGGAUGACCACGAUACGAUCGUCGACACUACGCAGUUGGCGUCGCCUGGCGCCUACUUUGAGGCGAUCUACGCGCCCUUCUCACCCGAUGAACAAGAGGCGCUUCAAACGCACCUGCUCGCUGCCAAAGAGGCCUUUGCACUACGUAUUUGCCAUGACAUUUUGCGGUCGACCUUUGGGCUAGCUAACUUUUGAAAUCGACAAAAAUGGCGUCAGGAAGUUCGGUGGAUGAUGAUGACGCGACGUGAUGCGCGAAGAAAAGCUGAAGCGUAUGUCGUUGGACGUGUUCUCCAUAUACGCGGUGCUCUGUAUUGCGAUGCUGCCCGAGUUUGCGCUUUGCUGCUUCUACUUGUCACGUG